AAACUGCCUCCUCCUGCACAGAAAAUGGGCCAGAAGGUCUCACACAAGGACAACCAAGAGAAUGCGGCUGAAACUAUAGCCAUCUGUGAAGUCUUCAGCCAAGGUGUGGUCCAGGCAUCUCAAAGGCUGAAGGACUAUCUUGGGUUUGUGGAUCCUCAGAGCAAAUUCCAGCCAGCCACAAACACACUGAGCGAGAUCUUUUUGGUCAACUUCAUCAGCUUCUGCGUGGAAAAGGGAGUGAAGGAACACAUCGUGACCAGCAAAAUGACCAAGUAGCAGGCCUCCCUGUUUGGGGUAGACUGGAUCUGGACUCUCUCUGGAGCUGACAAGCAAAUCAAACUCCAGCUUGCUGUGCAGGCUUUGCAGCUGGCUGAGCUGCUCCGUGGCGAAGGCGGCCCCGGGGAGGUGGUGGAGGAUGGUUGCUGCUGGGAAGCAGAGCAGCCCUUCCACAACAGGAGCAGGUUUGAGAAGCUGGCAGAGUUCUGCCGCCUGGUGGGACAAGACUGCCUGGGCUUGUUCAUCCUGUUCGGUGUGCCAGGGAAGCCCAUGGACAUCCGAGGAGUCAUGCUAGACAGCCUUGCCAAGGAGAAGCAAAAAUGCUGCCUGCCGGACAGGAGCGCGCUGUGGCAAUUUGUCACCAGCACUGACAGCUUCCUGCCUGCAAGGGACAUGUUGGAACACUGCCUCAGUGCAAGAGAUGGACCGAAGGAGGUGGGCAAUGUGUACAUCAACUUUUUGUAA
Messenger RNA from Chaetura pelagica (chimney swift), 741 nucleotides. It is a transcript of the gene REP15, whose product is annotated as RAB15 effector protein. The record is from RefSeq and is a predicted model, not a curated record. Gene Ontology annotation, biological process: receptor recycling. Lineage: Eukaryota; Metazoa; Chordata; Aves; Apodiformes; Apodidae. The transcript has a single exon.